Messenger RNA from Magallana angulata, 1224 nucleotides. RefSeq names its product histone H1-delta-like. Gene Ontology annotation, biological process: negative regulation of DNA recombination; chromosome condensation; nucleosome assembly. Gene Ontology annotation, molecular function: nucleosomal DNA binding; double-stranded DNA binding; structural constituent of chromatin. Bases 343 to 1059 code for a protein of 238 amino acids. The record is from RefSeq and is a predicted model, not a curated record. Gene Ontology annotation, cellular component: nucleosome; nucleus. The transcript has a single exon. NCBI's taxonomy places the organism in Eukaryota, Metazoa, Mollusca, Bivalvia, Ostreida, Ostreidae.
UUCUACACAAUAGACGAUAUACAAUACACUUAUGUCUGUAUGUUGGACGUUAAAAAAAUGUAAUUUUCUGUGAAUAAUUAUCAAUUUUAAAGACAUUGCGUGACUUUAUCGGCAUUUGGAGUUGGAAUUUGCUACUCUGUCCUACGUUUUCCUUUCAUUUGAGUUCCUUUAGCGGAGAAUUUACGUAAAAUAUGCAGAUGAUAUGGUAGGGAUAUAUCCACACAAUGUGAUUUUCAUAAAAUAGGUGCAAUCGGUACUCAUUAAACGGCGCAGCAAGGAUGUAAACAUCGGCAUCAAAACACACAUCGAUUCUACUAUGCAUAUGCGCUUCGAUUUUAAGGGAUGUUUUCGAGGACGUCCGCGCCCGCUGUAAACAAAAGCAGCGAGAGCGUGAGACUUCACUAUUUCCUCGUAUUAGUUCGCAGUGAAUUGUACAGCGUUUUCGUUUCGUCCGAAGCCAUGGCAGACACAGCAACCACAACCCCAGUCAAGAAGAAGGUUACUAAGCCUAAGGUACCUGCAGCACACCCCAAGUACGUUGACAUGAUCAGGGCCGCCUUGGAAUCCCUGAAAGAGCGUGGUGGAUCUUCCAGACAGGCCAUUCUGAAGUACAUAAUGGCCAACUUUAAAGUGGGAAACGACGUCAACCCCAUUAAUGUCCACCUUAAAAUGGCACUCAAGAACGAAGUGAAGAAAGGCGCUCUGAAACAAGCCAAAGGAACAGGCGCCACUGGCUCUUUCAAGUUAGGAGACAAGCCAAAGACAGAGAAAAAACCAAAGGCGAAGAAAGUCACCAAACCCAAGGCAGCCAAACCAAAGAAGGCCACAGCUGUUAAGCCCAGGAAGGCGGCAGGGGAGAAAAAGACUGCUGAGAAGAAGAAGAAGUCCCCCAAGAAAGCAGCUGGACCUAAGAAAGUUAAGACACCCAAGAAGAAGACGGCAGCCAAAUCCCCUAAGAAGGCAGCAGCCAAGCCAAAGAAGGCCAAGACUCCGAAAAAAGCAGCAGCAGCCAAGCCAAAGAAAGCCAAGACUCCCAAGAAGACAGCAGCUAAAAAAUAAGCAAUCAUAGCAUCAUUGCAGAUUGCAAACCUUCAACAAAAGCCCUUUUCAGGGCUACCAAUAUUUUUCGAAAAGAUGUCUUAAUUACAAAUGCAAGUUGCAAAGAAACAUGCAAGUACAAUGAAUUCAUAUACACUUUAUACAGGUACAUUAAGCCCCUUCUAG